AUGAGUGCUUUCCAGCAAAAGAUUUUAAACUCAAUCAAGUGUUUCAGAAGACAAUGGCCUUUAUUUUCAAACUCUGAAAGGACUACUGUAUGUGGAGCAGACUGCAUGCUGAUGGCAUUACAACUGUCAAUGGCUGAAGUCAAUAAAGAGCACCGUGGAGAUUUCACAGUAUCGCUUAGUGAUGUGUUGGAAACUUGGAAAUAUUUGUUACAUGACAAACUGGGAUUAUCAUACGAGAACAUGAAAGAACCUGAAAAUUAUGCUGACGUAAAAGAAGCUUAUCAUGCCUUCUUAGCAAGAACCAAUAUGUUAGAUCUCAUAGACAUAUAUCAGAAGUUUUAUGGUCUUGGACUUGUAUCUGAAGAUGAAAGCAUAGCCCCUGUUCAACUGUUGGAAUUUAUUUCUGGCAUAAUGAAUGUACAAGAAAAUAAUGGUUAUGUUCUUUCUACUCCUUCUACACCAGUCAACAGACAGAGCCAGAAGAAUGUAAAGGUGACAAUGCUGGCAAAGAAGUGUGUUUGUUCAUAUUUAAGCCUGUUGGUGAAUUCUAAAGAUGAUCUGUCAUUGGCUCAUAUUCUAAAUGUUCCUGAAAGAGGACUUGGUAGAGAAGCCUUCACUAACCUAAAACAUGCCUCACAGAAGAGAAAAAUGUCCAUUUUCCUGAUGGCAACAUCUUUUAUCCGAACCAUAGAACUUGGAGGAAGAGGCUGUGCAUCUUCAUUAUUUGAUCCUUUAAAAGCCCAUGUAAAGGGGCUUUCAAACUUUGUUAAUUUUAUUGACAAGCUGCAAGAAAUUGUUGGUGAAAUCUUAAAUCCAAGAAUCGCAGGGGGGCGAAUUCUGUCAACAGUGAAGAUGCAUUUGAUAAAAGGCCGAAGCAAUGGGGAUCCUUUCUGUCAGGCAGUAGAGGAAGUUGUACAAGAUUUGGAUUUGAAGAUUAAAAAUAUUAUCGAUUCACAACAUGAAGUCUUGACUGCCAGCACUACUGGAGUCAGUCCAGCACGGCCAAAAUUGCAUUCCAUAAAUCAUGGCACUGUGUAUUGUGGCAGAGAUACUGUAAAGGUCUUACUAGUUCUUCUGGAUGAAGAAGCUGUCAGCCCUCCUACCCAGAACAAAGCAGAACUAUUAUAUGAUGAUGAAAGCUUAAAUGUGUUUGGAGUCACCUCUGUUUUGACACUCUUCAGAUCUCCAGCACAAUCCAGUGGAUAUUCUCCAAAACCUCUUAGACAACGUGUUCAGGAAUCUAUGGAUGAAAAAAAAAUUAAGAUGAAGCAAUCUUCAAUCAAUUCUCAGUUUGCCUGUACAUAUAAAAAUGAGUUGAGUGAAAUAAAAGGUCAACACUUCCUCAGCAGUAGCCAAAUCCCAACCUGCAUACAUCCUGCACAAAAGCAACAUUUAAAAGCUGGAUAUCUCACAGAAGGUAUGGAUUCAUGUCUUGAUGUACCGGUGCUUGGAACUAUUUCUGAAAAUGUUCACCAGACUAGAAGUUUUACAGAAAUGGGAAAGCUGAGUUGUCAGCCAAGAAACAAGAACUCCAAGAAUGAACAGAUGGAUUUGAAUAAUGACAACGUAAUCUGUGAUAAGGAAAGUGAACCAUCUUUGCAAAAAAAUGCUAAAAGACCUAAGACUUCAAACAACUCUCAGAAGGAAUUGGACAGCAAAAUUGGUGGAAAAAGAAAACACAGCAAAACUACAAGCAAGAAUAAGUUGAUUGCUGGUCAGGCAAAAUUAACUAACUUUUUUCGAUUAUAAGGUUUUGUUUUGACAUACAUGGUACAUUGACUGGUUCAGAAGUUGUAAAAUUUUGUGAGAAAAGUGUGAAAUUCAUUAAUCGCUUCCUUUCAUACUCAAAUAAGUUGAAGUAGCUUGUGUGUAAUAUUAGACAAAUACAAGUCUGGAUUAUGCAGAAGUCUUUUAUUUU
This is a messenger RNA of Haliaeetus leucocephalus (bald eagle), 1918 nucleotides long. RefSeq names its product PARP1 binding protein (gene PARPBP). The transcript is spliced from 10 exons. NCBI's taxonomy places the organism in Eukaryota, Metazoa, Chordata, Aves, Accipitriformes, Accipitridae. Gene Ontology annotation, cellular component: chromatin. Gene Ontology annotation, biological process: negative regulation of double-strand break repair via homologous recombination. The record is from RefSeq and is a predicted model, not a curated record. Bases 1 to 1749 code for a protein of 582 amino acids.